AUGAGCUGCUUCGAGGAGGAGGGCGGCUGGAGCCUGUCCUUCAGCGGCGCGGCCUUCCUGGGCCUCUACCACGUGGGCGCGACCCACUGUCUGCAGGAGCGCGCCCCGCGCCUCCUCCAGGGCGCCCGCCGCAUCUACGGCUCCUCGGUGGGCGCGCUCAACGCCAUCUGCAUCAUUAUGGGAGAGUCCGUGGAGUUCUGCUGCGACCAGCUGCUGGGCCUGGCCAAGCAGGUGGAGCAGCUGAGCCUGGGCGUGUUCCACCCCGCCUUCUCGCCCAUCGAGCACAUCCGGCGGCAGCUGCAGACCUUCCUGCCCGGCGACAUCCACGUCCGGGCCUCCCGGCAGCUGGGCGUCUCCCUGACCCGCUGGCCCGACGGCCACAACGUCAUCAUCACGGACUUCGCCACCCGGGACGAGGUCAUCCAGGCCUUGAUCUGCACCCUGUACGUCCCUUUCUACUGUGGGGUGAUCCCCCCCGAGUUCAGAGGGGAGCGCUACUUCGACGGGGCUCUGAGCAACAACCUGCCCUUCGCGGACUGUCCCCGCACCAUCACCGUGUCGCCCUUCACCGGGACCGUGGACAUCUGCCCCCCGAGCACCUCGACCAACAUGCUUGAGCUGAACGCCUUCAACACCAGCCUCCAGAUCUCCGCCAGGAACUUACUCCUGGGGUUCAUCUGCCUCGUCGCGCCCAGCUCCGAGGUGUUGGCCCACUACUGCAGACAAGGCUACCUGGACGCCCUGAGGUUCCUGGAGAGACGCGGACUCACCCAGGAGCCGGUGCUGUGGACGCUGGUGUCAAAGGAGCCCCCGGCCCCAGCCCACGGGACCCGGGACACUGGCCAAGGCCAAGGCCGGAAGGCGGGCCUGUCGCUCAACUGGGCAGUGCCCAGCGUGCUGGUCAAGGACGUGCCCAACUUCGAGCAGCUGUCGCCGGAGCUGGAGGCCGCCCUGAAGAAAGCGUGCAGGAGGGACCCCAGGCCCUGGGCCCGCUUCUGCCAGUCGAGGCCCGGGAAGGUGCUGACCUACCUGCUGCUGCCCUGUACGCUGCCCUUUGAGUUCAUCUACUUCCGGGGCAGAAGGCUGGUCCUGUGGCUGCCGGACAUGCCGGCCGACCUGUGGUGGAUGCAGGGCGAGCUGAGGCGCAUGGCCCUCUGGGUGUGCUCCAGGAUGAGGGACCAGCUCCUCCAAAGGCUCAGCCUCCCUGUCGCCAGCCCGCUCCCACCGGAGCCAGCUCCUCCUGCGGACCCGGCCCAGAAGCCCACGCCCCUUGCCCAUCGGGCCUGAGGGGCACCAGGCUGGGCCUGCCCGUGACUGGCCUCUCCCGGUCUGUCGUGGCCCUUGUCCUGGUGCCCACGUCCAAUCCUGAGUGAGGCCUGGUUCUGACUCAACCUCCGGAGCUCAGCGGUUGAGUGACAUGGCCCCGGAGGACCGAGGGGCGGCCUCCCUUCUUCCUCUCAGGCUCCUGUCCUGGGUCAUGUGGGUGGGUGGCCCUCAGGAGCCAGAGGGGACCCGCCAGCCCCCUGGAGCCCCUGCUCCUCGGACCCGGCUCCCUGGGGCCCAGGACGUCUUCCUGGGGAGAGGCCCGGCCUGUCGGUGUGUCCUGGUCACCGUGCGCCCAGGCCACCUGCCGCGUCUCAUCGGAGGGAGAAAGGAAGCAGAAGCGACGCACACCUGGGUCCCGGCCUUUCCCUCUGGGGCUGGCGCGGCGCUGCUGCGGAGAGGGGCUGGUCGGCGCCCGGCAGGGCUGCUGGCAGAGUGCGCUGAGCGCUUUACAAGGUGCGGAAGAGGCUCACCCCUGAGGUCGGGAGCAGAUGGAGUGAUGGGGCGCUGUGCUGCCCUCGGAUCCUUUCUCUGAGUUCUCUGUCCUGCACCAGCCCUCAGGCGUGACCCCCAUGGUUGGCUCACUCCUCAGCCUCGAUCUCUCGUUUCCUACUGGGUCCACCCAGCGAGAGCCCGGAGGUGGGAGGGGAGAGGACAGAGAUUAAAGGGAUU
Molecule: messenger RNA, 1995 nt
Organism: Eptesicus fuscus (big brown bat)
Lineage: Eukaryota; Metazoa; Chordata; Mammalia; Chiroptera; Vespertilionidae
Gene: PNPLA5
Product: patatin like phospholipase domain containing 5
Exons: 9
Coding region: 1-1287 (428 amino acids)
Biological process (GO): triglyceride catabolic process; lipid homeostasis
Cellular component (GO): cytoplasm; membrane; lipid droplet
Molecular function (GO): triacylglycerol lipase activity
Source: RefSeq, a predicted model, not a curated record